Molecule: messenger RNA, 1800 nt
Organism: Manihot esculenta (cassava)
Lineage: Eukaryota; Viridiplantae; Streptophyta; Magnoliopsida; Malpighiales; Euphorbiaceae
Product: pentatricopeptide repeat-containing protein At1g09190
Exons: 1
Coding region: 104-1558 (484 amino acids)
Biological process (GO): RNA modification
Molecular function (GO): protein binding; RNA binding
Source: RefSeq, a predicted model, not a curated record
GACCUUACACUAUCCUUCAAAUAACGGUUACCUCGUGCUCCCGCCAAAAUCUAACGAACUCGUCUGUGUUCUUUCUUAACCUGGCCUGCGGGAAUAUUUAGAAAUGAGCGGAACUUGCAGGGAGAUUGAGCGCAAGAUCUUGCGCCUACUCCAUGGCCAUGAUACCAGAACCCAACUCCGCCAAAUCCACGCCCAUUUCCUUCGCCAUGGCCUUCACCAGUUGAACCAUAUCCUUGCUCAUUUUGUUUCUGUUUGUGGAUCUCAAAACAAAAUGGCCUAUGCACAUCGCAUCUUCUCCCAAUCCCAACAACCCAAUAUAUUACUCUUUAAUUCCAUGAUCAAAGGGUACUCUCUAUGUGGACCCUUUGAAGAGUCUUUCAAUUUGUUUUCCUCAAUGACAAAUCGAGGCAUUUGGCCUGAUGAGUACACUUUUGCGCCUCUGCUCAAGGCUUGUUCGAAUCUUGGCGACCUUAAACUUGGCCGAUGUGUUCAUAAGGACGUUAUAGCUGUUGGGUUUCAUUGUUUUAGCUCGAUAGGAAUUGGGGUUGUUGAGCUGUAUACAACUUGUGGGAUAAUGGAGGAUGCUGAGAAAGUGUUUGAUGAAAUGUGUGACAUGGAUGUCGUUGUCUGGAAUUUAAUGAUUCGUGGGUAUUGUAAGAGAGGAGAUUUUGAUACGGGUCUUCAUUUAUUUAGGCGGAUGAGUGAACGGAGUGUUGUAUCUUGGAAUACCAUAAUUUCUAGCUUGGCACACAGUGGGCGGGAUAGUGAAGCUUUGGAGCUUUUUCAUGAAAUGCAGGAUCAAGGUUUCAAGCCAGACGAGGCAACUUUGGUCAUAGUUUUGCCUGUCUGUGCUCGUUUGGGAGCUGUUGAAGUGGGGCAGUGGAUUCAAUCUUAUGCCGAGUCCAGCGGAUUUUAUCGACAUUCUGUAUCUGUGGGCAAUGCAUUGGUGGAUUUUUACAGUAAAUGUGGCCUUUUGGAGACUGCUAAAAAUGUAUUUAAUGAGAUGCCUGAAAAGAAUGUGAUUUCUUGGAACGUGAUGAUCUCAGCUAUGGCUUUUAAUGGGAAAGGUCAACCUGGGGUAGACUUGUUUGAGGAGAUGACAAACAAAGGCAUCGCCCCCAAUGAUGCGACCUUUGUAGGGGUUUUAUCAUGUUGUGCUCAUGCAGGGUUAGUAGAAAGGGGGAGGACCUUGUUUGCUUCAAUGACUGAAAAUCACCAAAUUGUUCCGAAACUUGACCACUAUGGGUGCCUGGUUGAUCUUCUUGGGCGUAGUGGGUGUGUAAGGGAGGCUUAUGGUUUGAUUAGAAGCAUGCCUGAGAAGCCAAAUGCUUCUUUAUGGGGUUCUCUACUCGGUGCUUGCCGUACUCAUGGUGAAGUGGAGCUAGCGCAACUUGCAGUUGAAGAACUUAUAAAUCUUGAACCAUGGAAUUCUGGUAAUUAUGUGUUGUUAUCAAAUAUAUAUGCUGAAGAAGAGAGAUGGGACAAAGUUGAGGAGGUAAGAACAAUGAUGAAGGAGAGAAGCGUCGAGAAAGCUCCAGGACAAAGCUCAGUUGGAUAGUUUGUGAUGAUGAAUUGAUUGAAUCUGAAUUUCAAGAGCAAAUUAUCCUCAUCUUAAGUCUGCAAGUGUGAAAUACAAUUCUCAGCAAAGCAGGGUUUAGCAUUCUGAUCCCUAUAUUAAAAGGUCACAUAUUUGUGUUUGACACUUUAAUCUAAUUCUUUAAAUCUUAGUAUAAUAGUUGAAAUUUUCAACAUGGGUUAUAAUUUUAUCCAAUCCUGAAAUCAAUUCCGAAGAGGUGUGUC